This is a messenger RNA of Aedes albopictus (Asian tiger mosquito), 2894 nucleotides long. RefSeq names its product ionotropic receptor 75a (gene Ir31a). Bases 172 to 2097 code for a protein of 641 amino acids. NCBI's taxonomy places the organism in Eukaryota, Metazoa, Arthropoda, Insecta, Diptera, Culicidae. The transcript has 11 exons. The record is from RefSeq and is a predicted model, not a curated record.
CUCGAAACUUCCUUCUCAGUAAAACCUAAAUCAACAUGAGAGAACAUACUUUCUUAGAAACGAUUUCCAGUAAUGCAUCCAACAAUCAAUCAUCCUUUCAAAACGAAUCGUCCAGAAUCAUCAGCUCUAUAAAUUACGAAAUCGACGGAAACGUGCCACUCAAACGGCAUAAUGUGGCCCCAUCCACUUUUCCUGGGGAUUUUCCUCUGCCCACACAUAGAUGCCUUCAACACGGAUUUCAUAGUCGACUUCCUCAAGGUGAAACAGUCCAAAAGUGCGGUAUUUUUCCAUUGCGGUGACGAUGUGGAGUCUUACAGAAUGUAUCGGGUGAUGAUGGAAAUGAAUCUUUCACUGAGGUUCAUCAACAUAGGAAAGAGUACACAUUUGGAGGUGUUGGAAGUUCUCCCACAACGGAACUACGCUAGAACGACGUGUAUUUUCGAUUGUAGUUGCGGUGGAUCUUUGGAACUUUUGAAGAAGUUUUCAGAGCAACGAUUCUUCAAUACUACCUACAGUUGGUUAUUUCUUGACGACGAUGGUUCCUCUGGUGAUGGAAGAGAAAUUCUUUCGAAAUUAGAAGGCAUACAAAUAAAUUCUGACGUGACUAGUGUGAAACAAAUCACUUUCGAAAAUGAAACGUCGUACGAACUACAGGAUGUGUACACCAUCGGGAAACAUUUGUGUAAAGAUGUGUAUCAUACCACAUAUGGUCAAUGGAAUGCAAUAGAUGGAUUAGUAUUUGUUCCGAAUUAUAAUCGAUACUACACGAGAGGUAAUUUUGGAGGGCUACAAUUACGAGGUACGACUGUAAUUGAUCGAGAUAAUGUUACGGGUGCUGAUGUAGAUAGCAUCCUAUCUAUUCCUGGAAGUGAACCAGGGAUUGUAGUUUUCGUAAAGUAUCAUUACGCGUUGUUGGAUUUUCUGCGGCAUUAUCAUAACUUCAGUAUCAAAUAUCGCGUGGCACGAGGUUGGGCUGGUCGUCUCAAAACAGGAUAUCGACUAGGUAUGUUAGGAAUUCUUGGACGUAACGAGGCGGACGUUGCGGCAACUGGUAUAUUUCAAAGAAUUAACCGACAUGCUGAGUUCGAUAUCAUUCAUCAGAGUUGGGAGUUUAGGGCAGGAUUUAUCUAUCGUAUAACACCGGAACUAUCGAACGCCGCUGGCGGUGGAGAUUUCUUCAAACCGUUCGACAGUUCCGUUUGGAUUGCGACGUCGUUAAUGGUACUGCUGAUUGUAGUCAUUUUGAAACUUUCGGGAUUUUUGAUUUUCAAAACAUUUGAAAAUGAGCUGAAUCUCUCGUGGGCGGCAUACAUUGUGGUCGUCAUUGGGACCAUUUCACAACAGGGUAUUCCGGGUAAAAUUUCGAGAAUAUUCUCCGUAAAAAUAGUUCUCUCUUCUUUGCUCAUGCUGGUGUUGGUCGUCUACAACUACUACACGUCAGUAGUGGUGGGAGGGCUGCUCAGUUCUCCCGGAAUGGGACCGGAAACAGUUAGGGAGAUUAUCGACAGUCCCUUGGUUGUGUCAUUUCGGGACAUCGGAUAUCAUAAAAUUUUAUUCAGAGAAACAAAAGUGCCAAUCAUACGAGAACUGUAUGAUAAAAAGGUAAAACCUUCACGCGAGGGAAAGGAUAUGCUUGCGGUGUACUCGGAUAUUGUCACAGCCGUUCCUUUUCUGAAACGUGGCGGAUAUGCGUUCCAUUGUGAAAUGACCGAAGCCUUUCAGGAAAUUGCCUACGAAUUCGACGCCAAUGAUAUUUGCGAGCUUCGUACGGCAAAUGGGUUGUUCAACGACUUGAGAUUAAUGAGCUUUGUGCUGCCAAAGCGAAGCAUGUACACUGAGAUGUUUCGAAUUACAAUGAUGCGUAUUCAGGAAGUCGGACUGAUUAAAAGGACUCUAAAGAUUUACAAAAUUGAGAAGCCAAUAUGUCAAUCAGGAGGAAGAGUUAACCCAGUGGAGUUCUUCGGAGUAUCCACUGCUUUCACUGUUCUGGGCGUUGGAAUGGCGUUGUCAAUAGUAAUAGUUGUUGCAGAGUCGAUUAGUGUCAGAAAAUCUAAAAAGGCUGAGAAAGACAACAAAAUAUUCAAACAACGACGAUGAAACAUGGCAACUCUAUCCUGUAACGAAUAAACAAUUGGGCUGACAAGCUCCAUUUGCAAAUGAUUGACCCCCUUUUUUGCAAAGGCUGAGACAUGGUAAAACAACUUCCAACCGAUCAGCAAGGCUUUUAGUUGGAGAGAACCGUUGCAUACACCAGAGAUCCCUUAGGUACAACAGCUUACUACCGCAGACAGCGUGUGGACAGAAUCCAGAACAGCCGCUCCUAAACUACACACUUUAUGAUUAUGUUUCCCUUAUUUACUUCAGUAAUUUUAUUGCGCAUUAUUAUUACUGUUACAUGGUUCCGUUUCGCCCCUCCUAGGCUCGCCUCGGCCGGUCAGCCAACCUGCCAUGCCUCCCAGCUGCGUUAUGAGUAUUAGUCUAUUAUGUCUCCCUUUAGGGAACCUGAUCGACAUAUGGGACACAGUGUCUCCCGUCUGAUCGGACAUCAUCGUACAGGGGGUGUCCACGAAAAAUAAAGAAUUAUUUCCAAACCUUUUCGAUUGCUUCUUAUAACGUCUACGCUUUCUGAUUGUAAAAAGGAAUCGGAAGAUUCAACGUUUGUGAGAAGCUCUCGUAAGUUCCGCAACCAAAGCUUGUUUACAGACCCUAUUCCCAGCCUUUUUACUUCACGUGACACGUAAUUUUGACAUUCAAGUGCUCUUUGGGGAGAAUGUAACGAAUUUGUUGUGUAAUGUGAGGAAUGAAAAGUAAGAAAUGAGCGAAUAGUUUUUGAAGAUUUUUUGUUCGGUGUGCAUUAUUAGAUGCGGAACGUGCAUAGUGGUUCAUGCGUGACG